Messenger RNA from Trypanosoma theileri, 633 nucleotides. RefSeq lists its product as uncharacterized. NCBI's taxonomy places the organism in Eukaryota, Euglenozoa, Kinetoplastea, Trypanosomatida, Trypanosomatidae. The transcript has a single exon. The annotation marks the transcript as partial. The record is from RefSeq and is a predicted model, not a curated record.
AUGGCCCUCCGCUGUACUAAGGAUGUGGUGACUCUUAUGUUGGAUCAGAUUACCCGUGGUCUUAACGAAUUCUCUAUGAUGGAAUAUUCUCGAACAGGUGGUGGGGCGCCUAAUUUGCAUCCUCGGCUUCACCGUUCGCUUGCAGUAUUGAUUGACUUUUCGACAGCUUUCGAUUCUCUUGAUCACUGCAAAUUAUUGAAUAUUCUGGAUAGGCUUCCGCAACUAGGACCCCGCUCUAAAAGAUGGUUACAAAACUAUCUGCGCGGUCGCUAUAUCAAGGUGCGAGUGGAUGAAAAUACAUCUCGAGCGCAACUCACAUCUGCUGGGGUACCUCAAGGCAGUGUACUUGGUCCCCAGCUUUUCCUCUACUAUGUGGAUGAUCUGCUAUGCCGUCUGGACAAUAUCUUCUCUGUGUCAGCAUUUAUGUAUGCGGAUGACUUGACACUUGUUGCUUCAGGGGCAGACAUCCACGCUUGUGCUUCGGCGGUUCAACCAGCCCUCGAUGUGAUUACUACAUGGGCUGCCGAGUACAACUUGAUGUUGAACGUAUCUAAGAGUGACGCAGUACUCUUCUACGCCUCUUCCCAUACAGCAUCCGAUGCGGAAGAGGUACAUCUUCGGCUUGGUCACGGG